AUGGAUCAGAUGGGAAAACCCUCAAUUCCUGCAAUUCUUUACAUGUCGAAGCCACAACUGCUAGUCCUUUAUCUCCGAUACUAUCCAGUGGAGGCUAGGGUAAGAGAAGGAAGGACUGUCAACGUUCACAUGUUUUGUGCUCGCAGGCCAGGUCUCUUGCUCUCCACUAUGACAGCUCUAGACAACCAUGGAUUGGAUGUACAGCAAGCUGUAAUUAGCUGUUUCAAUGGAUUUGCACUAGAUGUGUUUCAAGCUGAGGUGGCAAACAAUGUUGAUGUAGGGUCUCUUCGUGAUCCACAAGAGGAUGCAGCAAGGGUUAAGAAUCCAGAGUGGUUAAUUGUUGUUGGGUUCUGCACACAUCUUGGUUGCAUUCCCUUGCCGAAUGCUGGUGAUUAUGGUGGCUGGUUCUGCCCUUGCCAUGGUUCCCAUUAUGAUGUCUCUGGCAGGAUUCGCAAGGGUCCAGCACCGUACAACCUGGAAGUGCCCACCUACAGCUUCUUGGAAGAGAACAAGUUGCUGAUCGGUUUAGAAUAA
Molecule: messenger RNA, 534 nt
Organism: Hibiscus syriacus
Lineage: Eukaryota; Viridiplantae; Streptophyta; Magnoliopsida; Malvales; Malvaceae
Product: cytochrome b-c1 complex subunit Rieske-2, mitochondrial-like
Exons: 3
Coding region: 1-534 (177 amino acids)
Biological process (GO): mitochondrial electron transport, ubiquinol to cytochrome c
Cellular component (GO): membrane
Molecular function (GO): quinol-cytochrome-c reductase activity; 2 iron, 2 sulfur cluster binding
Source: RefSeq, a predicted model, not a curated record